Molecule: messenger RNA, 2960 nt
Organism: Heteronotia binoei (common prickly gecko)
Lineage: Eukaryota; Metazoa; Chordata; Lepidosauria; Squamata; Gekkonidae
Product: zinc finger protein 638-like
Exons: 7
Coding region: 495-2960 (821 amino acids)
Source: RefSeq, a predicted model, not a curated record
GGUCCUCCGCCGUCGCGCGUGCGCAGAGCGGUUGAGUGCGUCGGCUCGUUUCCGCGGCGGCCUGAGCUUUACGUUAUUCUUGCAAAUAAAGUGCAGCUCGUGGAUUCUCUGAACUAGUGGCAUUGCCAAAGCAAGUCUUCUUGGACUUCUUGGAACCGCCUCCCUUCCAGCUUUUAUUGCUACCGAGUCAGAAUUGGGUCUUCAUUUGCUUUGCAGAAUUCUGUAGUUGUCUUAUGGCUUGCAUAAUGAGAUGGCUUGCAUAAUGAGAUGUGCCUGAACACUUCUGCGUUCCACGCUAGAGGGAAGAUGACUUCAGGACCGAGCGAUCGGAUCUCAUGCGAGCUGCUUCCAGUUCUAGCGUCAGUACCAACUGGUCUUCAAGGAUAACCCUCUCCUGAUGGAUUAUUCUAGGGAUUAAUGGGAAGCGAAAUCAGAGCAGGAUUUUCAAGUAUCGAUGCUUAGGUCACUCAGCACAGAAGGGAAUCAAGAUAAAUAUGGAUCAAGCGCAGAAGGGAGAGGGCUGUUCUCCCAGGUGGGAUAAUCCACUUUCAAUUGAAAGCAACAGUCAGAACCAGUCAUCUUCAGGAAGGGCUGGGGAUCAUGGUACAAGCACUCAGAACUGUGGCCUGAAGCCCUCAUAUCUGGAGCUCUUAAGGGGCUUUGGCUUAUCCUUGAAAGACUUGGAGGAACUUAGUCAGUACCCAGACAGUCAGCUGACGCCUGAAAACAUGCCUGUCCUCUUGCAGUCUAUCAGAAAGAGCAAACCGGCGCCUAAGAAGCCUCCUUUACCUUCAAAGAGCACAGAAAAAGAAACUCUUCCAAGCUCGGAUGGGCGUGGUCCCACAGUACAGAAAAAAGUGAUCGAUUAUGGGCAUAAAAGCAAGUAUGGGUACAACGAAGACCCCGUGGAAGCGAAAGCCUCGUCCACAGCAGGGCAUGAGAGCUUGAAAGGAUUUCAAACCCAGCAGCCUGCGUCUGUGCCUCUUGCGGCCUCCAGUUUAAUUCGCAAUCCAAAGAAUCCCACUAAAGAACUAUUACAACAGGCCGGGUCUCAGAACCCCACUAAAGAACUAAUACAACUAGCUAGGUCUCAGGACCCCACCAGAGAACUAAUACAGCAGGCAGGGUCUCAGGACUCCCCUAAAAAACUAAUACGGCAAACGGUAUCUCAGAACCCCACCAGAGAACUAACACGGCAGGCAGGGUCUCAGGCAAGUGCACCAAACCUUCAGGCUUUCCCCCAUGUGGGUCCUGCCCAAAAAGUGCCUUUAGCAGGACUUGCUAAACCUGCAGCAGUCCCACCCAUGAUGCCCCCAGCAGUGCCACCCUUGCCUCAGCCCGCGAUGCCUCCGGUCACCCCGUCCAACUUCAUGCCGGCUGUGCACCAGCGCCCGCCCCCUUUUGCUCCUGAAACGGUUGCGUUCCCAAGUAGCCACGGCAGAUACGAGCACGCCCACAGGGCUGACCCACCUCUUCGUCAGACCAUGGAUGGCCAGAGGAGUUUUUGGAAGGAAGCAGAUGGUCCUGUUCAGUCUCCGUUUGGGAUGGUGAACGCAUCGUGGCUUCCAGAUUUUGCACAAACCGAUAGGCAGCAGGAGAAGAAACUGCCUACCACAUCGCAGAUGAAUGAUUACUAUGCUGUGAUUCCAAAAAUAUUUCCACACAUUUGUUCUCUGUGUAGUGAAGAUUGUAUAGAUAAGAAGGACUGGAUUCAGCACCAGGAAACCCUUCUCCACAGUAGGAACUGCCACUGGCUUCUUCAACAGUGUCCAGACUGGUCUCCUGAAACCCUCUAUUCACCCAAAAGACACGAAGGUGACAGAGAGGAGGGACACAAAUCAAGGCAGCGUUCUGCCAGUCCUUACUCGAAACGUUCAAGAUGCUCAGGUUCUGGCCAUUCCAGGCAUCGGUCACGAUCCAGGAGCCCCGGGUAUCGCAGGACCCGUCGACCCAGAAGUCGAAGCCCAAGGCACCUUCCUAGUCCCAGACAUUGGUCAGGGUCUUGGUCAAGGUCUCACUCAAGGUCUCCACGGAAAUCUUUGCAUUCCAGUAGAUGGUCUCCCAGCAAGGAGAGAAGGAGGCAUGAAUCAAGGCAGCGUUCUGCCAGUCCUAGCCCAAAACGUUCAAGACGCUCAAGCUCUGGCCAUGGCAGGCAUUGGACUCGGUCACGAUCCAGGAGCCCUGGGUAUCGCAGGACAAGCCGACCAAGAAGUCGAAGCCCAAGGGGCCGUUUUAGUCCCAGAUACUGGUCAGGGUCUUGGUCAAGGUCUCCCUCAAGGUCUCCACAGAAGUCUUUGCAUUCCAGUAGACGGUCUCGAAGUUCUUCCAGCAAGGAGAGAAGAUUGGGGAGCUCAACGAGAUCUACAGAGGAACGACAUGCCAAGUCACCUUGUUCCAGAAAAGGGUAUGAUGAACAAAAGCAGACUCCCAGUAGUGCAGACUGCCAGGAAAAGGGACGUGACGAUUUGGAGCAGAGAAGGAAAGAUACACCACACCAGAAGCUGCCUGCUGAUGGGACACAAAGCCAAAAGCAGACGUGUGAUAAGCUGGUGCCGGAAGGACGGUCACAUGAAGAGCCUGGGCGCUCGGCAUUGGCUUCCCUCACAGAAAAAAGCGUCCUUCAGGCCAUGGCGCAGCUUCAGGCUGAAGGAGCAGGAGAUGGAAAGAGCUCUGCACAGAUUGCUGCCGGCAUGACAAGCGCGUCUGCUGUGUCUUCUGACCUUCUCUCCAUGAUCCAGCGGGUGGCAACGCAGGUCAUUACAGCUGUCUUAGAUUCCAGAGAAGCAUCAACAACACAAGACAGCUCAAGCACAAGAGAUCCAAACCUCCAGCAGGCUCAUUCUAUCCGUGCCCUAAGGAAAGCAAGUCUUCGUGCAGCAAGGGAAAGAACGAAGGAGCGGCGAGUCCAGGCGUCCACCAGGGCACUGCUGCAAGUGGUCAGGAGGAGGACCUUCAUGUAG